Sphaeroforma arctica JP610 is the source of this 265-nucleotide messenger RNA. RefSeq lists its product as hypothetical. The annotation marks the transcript as partial. The record is from RefSeq and is a predicted model, not a curated record. NCBI's taxonomy places the organism in Eukaryota, Ichthyosporea, Ichthyophonida. The transcript has a single exon.
AUGAGGCUUUUCUGUACAACGAAAGCCGUAGUGGAGAUUGAGGAGCCUAUCAGACUAUUAGCGGUUUUAGACAAUGAGAGAGAUGAAGUAAUGCUUAAGCGCGCCGCUCCUGAAUUACUCAACAAUGAGAUUCCACCUCUUGUUGCAUCGAGGAAUAGUAGUGCUUUACCUCUAGCUACACUACCCGCAGCCUAUAACAGAAUUACGAUCAAAAGUGUUAGCGAACUGAACUACGGAUUAACCACCUUAGUGAACUCUAAUACGG